Molecule: messenger RNA, 2507 nt
Organism: Cygnus atratus (black swan)
Lineage: Eukaryota; Metazoa; Chordata; Aves; Anseriformes; Anatidae
Gene: SLC4A1AP
Product: solute carrier family 4 member 1 adaptor protein
Exons: 15
Coding region: 45-2222 (725 amino acids)
Molecular function (GO): mRNA binding; protein binding
Source: RefSeq, a predicted model, not a curated record
GCGCCCGCCCGCGGAGGACCCUAUUUCGGGAGGGACGCCACAAAAUGGCGGAGCCCGGCGAGACGGAGGCGACCGGCUUCAAGCGGCCGAGCCGGCCGCCGCCAGCCGAACCGGGACCCGGUGCCGGUGCCGGUGCCGGUCCCGGCCCCGCACCGCCAGCCCCCCGCUACGAGGAGCCGCCGUGGGGCUGCCGCCCUCCUGCCGGCGCCGGCUACGGGCUGGAGGUGCUGAAGGGCGGCGUGGUGCUGGGCUCGGUGCGGCUGGAGGGCGGCAGCUGGUUCCUGGCGGGGCGGCUGCCCGGCUGCGCCCUGGCCCUGGAGCACCCGUCGGUGUCGCGGCACCACGCCGUGCUGCAGUACCGCGGGCCCGGCAGCUCCCCCGACGGCUCCGACGCCGCCGGUUUCUACGUCUAUGACCUGGGCAGCACCCACGGCACCUUCCUCAACAAGGCGAGGGUGCCGCCGCGCACCUACUGCCGGGUGCGGGUGGGCCACGGGCUCCGCUUCGGCGGCAGCUCCCGCCUCUUCCUGCUGCAGGGACCCGAGGAGGACCAGGAGUCCGAGUCGGAGCUGACCGUGACUCAGCUGAAGGCACUGCGCAAGCAGCAGCAAGCGAAACUAGAAAAGACGAUGUUGGAAGAAGACUCUGAUGAGGAAGAUGACAAAGAGGAGAGAAGAAACGAGAGCAGUCAGAACACCGAUAUGAGCUGCUCGUGGGGAAUGGGGGAGGAUGCUGAGGAGGAUGAGGCUGAAGAAAACCCUAUUGCUAUUGAAUUUCAGGACGUACAAGAUGCCUUCUAUAUGAAGGACCCUAGGAAGGCCCUACAGGGCUUUUUUGACAGAGAAGGAGAAGAGUUAGAAUAUGAAUAUGAUGAUCGUGGGCACAAUAGCUGGCUAUGCAGGGUCAAGUUGCCUGUGGAUGAUGCAUCAGGGAAGCAGCUGGUGGCAGAGGUUCUCCAUUCAGGAAAGAAGAAAGAAGCAAUGGUACAGUGUGCACUGGAAGCUUGCAGAUUACUGGAUGCUAGGGGAGUGCUGAGGCAAGAAGCAGUAUCUCGAAAAAGGAAAUCAAAGAAUUGGGAAGAUGAGGACUUCUAUGACAGUGACGAUGACACCUUCCUUGAUCGAACUGGUGCUGUAGAAAAGAAGCGACUGAAUAGAAUGAAGAAAGCUGGUAAAAUAGAAGAAAAACCAGAAACUUAUGACUCCCUGGUCACAAAGCUAAAGGAAUCUGAAAAUGAGCUUCUUGAGAUAACAGAAAAGCUGAAGGCUUCAGGGAAAGUCCAGUCCCAGCCAGCAGCUCAAGAUUCCUUGGAUGAAUUCAUGACCGAAAUAAAGUCAGGGUGCACCUUAGACAACGUGACUCGAAAGAAACUUCACUUGCGAUCGUUUGAACUGAGGAAAGAGCAGCAGAGACUGAAAGGGUUAAUAAAGCUUGUCAAGCCUACAGAACUGCCUGAGCUGAAGCCCCCGAGUGGGAGUUACAGUCUGGAAGCAGACAGCAAGCCAAAAAAGAUUGCCCUGACUCUCUUCGGCGCAAUGAAAGGGGGGAGCAAAUUCAAGCUGAAAACUGGAAGCCUAGGGAAAUUGCCUGAUAAGCGUCCAGUUAUCCCUGAAAACUUGUUAAAAAUGAAAGAUGAUGGACCAGAGGAAGAGGAGGAGGAAGAAGAGGAAGAAAUGGAGGAGGAGCAGGGAGUAGAUGCAGUAAACAGCAGAGCAUCAGAUGUGGAAAUGAAAAUAACAACAGAGGAAGAAACAGGAGAAGAAGUUAAUGAUCCCAAUGGUUCUACUUGCGAUAAUGAGAAGCUAGAAUCCCUUCAGGAUGGGGUUAAUAUUCUGCCUGAGCCAAAGAUAUUAAGAAAUAAAUCUCAGAUGGGACCCCUGCUAGAGAAAUCUCAAGCAUCUGAGGCAUUGUGCAAGGAACCUGAAGAGACAUCCGAGAAAGCUAAGAAAACUAAUAGCUCAAGCAAGGCUGCCCAGAUCCGCUCUCUGAAGACCAUGGAUGACCUGAUUUGGUGUUGGCAAUGGACCUAUUUUGAAAUGGAGUUUGGACUCGUUGAUCUCCAGAGGUCCAACCACCUUUUUUUUCUUCGCAUUACCCAGAUGAUGACCCAGACUACUGCAUGUGGGUUCCUCCUGCAGGUCAGAGCGGUGAUGGCAAGACUCAUCUCAACGAAAAGUAUGGCUACUAAGCUUCAAGCUCCAGAAAGCAGAUCUGAGGUUUGAAGGACUGCUCUGCUUCGGACUCUUUAUUGAGUCCACUCGUUAUUGAGGGAUAAAAGAGAUGUUUUUUUCAGACCCGAUUCCAGCCAUGCUGGCUGUUAGCCAUCCCUGUGUGUCCUCUGUUGCUUGUAUUCCAAAUACUUUUUUAAAGAUUCCUGAGCUCACGCAUUCUUCUGUCUCUUUCUUCUGCUAUUAGCCUUGUUCUUUUUUUGUUUAGUGUGAAACCACAGACUUGUUUAUCCUUUUGUAAAUAAAAAUAUAAAAAGUAUUUUAAAUAUAUUUAAAAAA